ACAUCCUGUUCCACUUUCAACAUGUCUCCAAGUGUCAGCUCCAUUUUCACCUCCACCCCUCAGGAGCAAAAAGAUAAAAUUCAGACUCCUUCUGGAAUCCCAGUGCCUGCCAGGGUGCAGGGGAAGACUCCCAAGUUCAGAGGAGAAAAAGCAGAGGUCAGAGGAGCCCAGCAAAACACUUCAGGUCCUGUGCCUGAGAAGAGGAGGAUGAUGCCUGUGAGACUUGCAGACAUUGACUGGAGUGGUUGCGCUGCUGUUUACGGCCGACCCUACAGGGACAGGGUGAUCCAUUUACUUGCUCUGAGGACUUAUAAGGAGCCAGAGUUACUUGCUCGCCUGCAGAGGGAUGGAGUCAGGCAAAAGGACAAGGAUUCCCUUGGAAAGAUCCUUCAGCAGGUAGCCAACCUGAAUCCAAAGGAUAAUUCCUUCAGUCUGAAGGAACAUCUAUUUCAAACCCUUCAGAUCGAUUGGCCUGGCUACAGUAAAAUCGAUAGAAAGAAUUUGAAGUUAAUUCUUUCUAGAAAAACAGCUCCAUCCCAGAAUGCCGCCAGCACCAUCCACACAACAUCUCCUGGACCUUCUGAGACAGGCGCUCCAACAAGACGUGCUCAGGUAUUUAGUGCAUUUUUAACAUUCUGUACUGUGUGUUAUAUUUUAGCACACUUGCUGGUGGUGUAAAACCUGUGAUGUGAAUGUGCAGGAGCAAGCCUGAGCAUGUUUUGCCUCAGACAUUCCAACAGCUGUGACUGGAAGGUUGUGAUCAGGAGGAGAGGCUCCUGCAGGGAUGGAGCAGCACUGUCUUUGUCAUCGAAGCUGUGGGAAAAAACAAACCCCUCAACAACAUUUUUAGCAUUAGAGAAUCAAGUCAUUACUUUAUUCUGGCCAGGAUGUGCAAGAGAAAUAAUUUCAUCCUCAUAUAGCCUGGGUGUGCAGA
Messenger RNA from Cyanistes caeruleus (blue tit), 934 nucleotides. The record is from RefSeq and is a predicted model, not a curated record. Lineage: Eukaryota; Metazoa; Chordata; Aves; Passeriformes; Paridae.